AACCCUAUAACAAGUAGAGAGUGAUAGCGAACAGCAUGGAUCCUGAUCAGACUGGGCGGAUGCGCAGGCUGGUCUGGAUCCAUGCUGGUCUCAAACGCAUUACGUUGGUUUUGUCAUGACGCAGCUCAUGUAUAAAAUGUAUAACCAUUUCAGACAUCAGUGAUGUUUUAUCUAAACCUGAUAACCAAGGUCAAGAAAACUGGCUAAUUGUUAUCACUAAGAUAACCUCAAAUAUUCAUAUAUCAGUAUUUGGUAUAUUUUCUGUUUACUAUUGUGGAUUUGAUGUUGUAUAACACUCAGAUUUCUGAGAGCAAUUUGCAAGGUUGCAAUACUGGAAUGAUACCUAUACAAUUAUGGCACAGUUAUACCAUCUUGUAAUUUUGUUUAUGGUGUUGAUAACAGCUGAAGCAGCAUAUCGGGGACCGGCAUGCCCAUCUUCGUGUAGAUGCCUACACUUUGAAGGCCUCCAAUCAGUGUAUUGCAAUAGAACGGGUAUAAAUGCCGUACCCUCCGGUAUUCCUCCAGAUACUCAGCUGUUGGACCUUUCCGAAAAUAACAUCGAGCGCAUUGCUUUGGACGACCUGAAAGGACUUAAAUACUUACAAGAAUUAGAUCUAUCAUCAAACAGGCUGGAUGAAAGCAGCAUAGAAAGCCGGGCUUUAGAUUUAACCAAAUUAGUAACGAUUGACCUGUCAUUUAACUUAUACAAGAGUAUUCCAAAAUCACUACCAGCUAACAUUAGCAAGCUUUGGUUUUUCAACAAUAAUGUACAAAUACUUAAAUCAGAUAGUUUUCUUAACUACACUAACCUACAAUAUGUAGAUCUCUCAAACAACAAUAUGGUUGCAAUCGAAAAAGGGGCAUUUGAUCCACUUUUAUUUUUACAGACGCUGUAUAUACCUUUUAAUAACUUAACAGAUGAAAGCAUUCCACCAGGAACUUUCAAUGGGUCAACAAAUUUACAAUUAUUAUCAGUCCGGUUCAAUUUACUACAGCACAUGUUUAAAUAUCUCCCAUGCUCACUUCAAUAUUUGGAUUAUGUUGGUAAUAAAAUAAUAACAAUACCAGCGUAUUCAUUUGUAGAUUUACCAAACCUCCAGACACUGUCAUUUUGGGAAGGUCAGGUUACUACCAUUGAAGACAAUGCAUUUUUUGGGUUAUCAAAGUUGAAAAUUUUGGAUAUGAACAUGGAUAAAUUGUCGUCUGCUAUUACAAACAAUACAUUUGCUGGUCUAACAAACCUACAGACGUGCUACAUGUACUCUAACAGUAUCAGUAGGCUUGACAUUGGCGCCCUCUAUCAUUUUACAUCUUUAUCAGAACUUUGGUUGCAAGGUAAUAAAAUGUCUACACUGCGACCAGAAGUGCUGGAUGUCAAAUAUAUUCCGAAACUCUCCCAGCUAUAUAUAGAUUCUAAUCCGUGGUAUUGUGACUGUCAUCUACGUUGGCUACGCGAGAAAGUUGAUAAAGCGCCCUACGUCAUUCAGGACACACAUUUGAUUGUGUGUGCUGGACCAGAAAAUUUGGCGGGAAAAGCGUGGGAUGUUCUUAAGCCAAGUGACUUUGUCUGCCCAUCGUGA
This is a messenger RNA of Ruditapes philippinarum (Manila clam), 1580 nucleotides long. Its product is annotated as slit homolog 3 protein-like. The transcript is spliced from 3 exons. Gene Ontology annotation, molecular function: protein binding. Bases 354 to 1580 code for a protein of 408 amino acids. Lineage: Eukaryota; Metazoa; Mollusca; Bivalvia; Venerida; Veneridae. Gene Ontology annotation, cellular component: plasma membrane. The record is from RefSeq and is a predicted model, not a curated record.